Messenger RNA from Aquila chrysaetos chrysaetos, 8199 nucleotides. It is a transcript of the gene ZNF831, whose product is annotated as zinc finger protein 831. Bases 1696 to 7269 code for a protein of 1857 amino acids. The record is from RefSeq and is a predicted model, not a curated record. NCBI's taxonomy places the organism in Eukaryota, Metazoa, Chordata, Aves, Accipitriformes, Accipitridae. The transcript has 15 exons.
CGCAGUUCCCCGCGGUGGGAUCUGUUUGGGAAAGGUUUGGGACCUUCCUUCUUUGGAAAGGUCUCAGAUCCGCCUCCGGAUGUGGCCGGCUGGGACCUGCCUCGGGGGUGGUGUGUGUGUGGUCUUCCGUGAUUCAGAGCCGAUACCAUAGGAUAUUCAGAUACUAGGCUGCUUACUGAUUACGGACAGAGAUUUAAAAAAAAAUACACAGCUGUAAAUGGCAGCAAGUCAAACUGGGCCUCUGACUAUAAAGCUACUGAAAAUCAUGCCAUGCUGAUGACAAUACAGGUCAUCUCCUAUUAAAUCUCCUCUUGUCUAAGUACAGCACUUCUCACAGAGCACCAGCAGAAAACAUACUCUGAAAUCAGCUGUAAUCUUAAGAUAAAGUUGCAGUUCUGUGCUGUUUCCUAUUACAGGACAACAUUUUGAAGCUGUCUAUUCUACAAAAUCUGGCAUAAAUAGUCUCUGGAGGGACCCAGGAUCUGCAGAACAAAAUUCAGUGUGUCUCACCUUGCUGCUGGCUGCAUAAAGUUUAUAUCAUUUCUCACAUUCAUGGUUUUUUGGCUCAACAAGUUGACUUGGCUCAACAGAGGGUGUGAAGACCACUAUCUUCAGUGCAAGGGAAGAAGUGGGACAGCACAGCCAGGAACAAGAAGGCAGGCAGACACAGGACUGCUUCCUUUCAUUGAAGCACAGGUGUUUUGGAGCCCUCGAGCCUCGACAACACGAAGCGACUCAAUGCUUUGGUCAGUCCUGCACCCCGCAGGCGAGGACAGCACAAAGACACCCCGUAAGGCGGCCGGCACCGCAGCUGGAUCCGCGCCGCGCAGAAAUAAUACGAGAAAGCACUGAGAGCUCUGACAGUUCACAGAGACUACUUACUAAGUCAGUGGGGAAUACCAGCACUGCGAAGAUGGAAUCUUUCACAGGCAUGCAUGCAUAUAGGAUGUGUGUGCAAAGGAGUCCUUGCACAGAACACAUGGCUUAAAAACUUGAUUUCCUGAAAUAGUUUUACUAAUGAUUGUUGGGGUAGACAGACCAUUUUUUCCCCCAAAUCUUUGCAGAUGCUAGAGAUAUGGAAAGAGGCUGAGGAAGAAACUGGACUGGAUUACAUCUGUUAAGUUAAAAAAAACAACAAACAAAUGUUAGAAAAAGAUAAAAGAAAAAAAGUAAUAAUUUUUCAUUUGUGCCUGAUGGGGUUGUGUUUUUUUUUUAACUGUUUGCAAAUCUUCAGUGUAAUGGUUUGAAACCCAGUCGUGUCAUUUCUUUACGCCCACACACAGAGCUGCAGUAGUGCAGACACUGUAGCAGGCAAACCAUAUUACCAGCAUCGGCCAUUAAAACUCUUCCUACUCUAAGCGUGGGCUGACUUCACCCCCUCCUCUCUUUGCACACACCCCACCACCCACUUCAAUUUUCAAAUGCUUAAAAAAAAGAGAAGAGAAAGACACUGAAAAAAGAAAACAGGAUGCUUCUUUUGUUUCAACGCUAUUCCAGAGACCUGAACCUCUCCACCUGCCUGUGAACUGGCCACCUAAAGGUUGUUACUGUGACACCAAUGUAAAAAAAAAAGAAAAAAACAACUUCCUACUUCUAAUCUGUUUCAAGUCUUUGUCCUCGUUUCUCUCUGCUUGCAUCAAGUAUUGACAGAAAUGAGACUUCUUUUGCUGAAAUGCCUGGCUCAAUAAAAGAUACAUGAGCAUAUGGCAGAUAACCUUUGAAAUGGAGGCACAGAAGCAGCCUGGUUUUACAGUUGCAGUAGCAGAUCGACCAGUUUCAACCUCUUCUCUUCAGCCUGCACAGGGUUCUUCAGAUCUCAGCCAAGGCAGUGUGAUUCCUCAACAGGAACAAGCACUGUCCCAACCUGUGUAUCUAAAAGCCCUUACCAUACCACUGUAUCAGCCUGUCCAGGCAGGAUGCUUUCAGCCAAACCGUCAGUUAGUGACUGGCAGGAGCUGUGUAAAUCUAGACAGCAGUAACAUACCUCUAAUCCUGAAUCCACUUGUUGCUUCAGAAGGCACAGAUCAGCCUCAGUCAGUUUUUCAGAAACAACUUGGACAAACUCUAACAUUGAACAUAGUGAGCACUUUACCAGUUUUAUCAUCACCAAAUUCUUGUGUAAAUGCAUCUAUUGGAAGCCCAGGAAAAUCAAAAAAAGCUGGGAAAUAUAUCUGCAAACACUGUGGACGAGACUGUUUGAAGCCAAGUGUCCUUGAGAAACAUAUUCGCUCUCACACAGGAGAGAGGCCCUUUCCAUGCACCACUUGUGGUAUUGCAUUUAAAACUCAAAGCAAUUUGUAUAAACACAGAAGAACUCAAACACAUGUCAACAAUACCAGACUGCCCUCAGACUCUGACAACAGUGGUAUAUUGGAGCAAAAUGAGAAAUCAACAGAGAGCAUCACCUCACAUCAAGGCAGCAAACUACUUAGUAGCACUGGUGAAGACGAGGGGAUACAGAUGAAACAAAUGAGUUCAGAGACCAGUGCUGCCACAGACACUAAGAAACUUCUUAAUGACCUUUCGCUGCCAGCAACAAACAGUUCAUCAUUUGCUUCGGAAAAUCAUGAAACAACGAAUCAGUCCUUUAGUUCAAAGGCUAAUCAGGGGGUUCCUGAAAGAGAACCUCAAAGUUUAUCAUCUCCAGGAGCUUUGCCAAAUGGUCAGUGCCAGAGAAAGAAGAUACAGGAGCAAAGAACUCCAACUGCCAAUAAGCACAUUCAGUUGCAAAGGCAGCAAGCAACCUCUUCAGAAAAACAGUGGGAUUGCAAGCCAUUUGACUGCAAGCUAAAGAAGUGUGAGAGCACUGACUCAGGGUAUCUGUCACGCUCUGAUAGUACAGAACAACAGAUGGCAUCAUCCAGCCCGUUGCAUAGUCUCUAUGAACACAGCACAGAACUGGAAAACGAAACUGCUUUCAGCAGCUUAAGGUGUACCUCCACAAGCAGUGCAAAGCUAGAUGCAGCUGAGAAAGCUACAGCCUUGAUGCUAGAGAAAAAAAGGCUGGAAGAACACAUUUCAAAACUUAUUUCUCAUAACAAAAGUGUGGUGGAUGAUACCCACUUAGACAACGUUAGGCCCAGAAAAACUGUCCUUUCAAAGCAGGGAAGCAUUGAUCUGCCAAUGCCUUAUACAUACAAAGACUCUUUCCAUUUUGACAUCAGAACUUGUGAUGUAAAUAGGAAAAAGAAUCUUUCCCUUUGUUCAGCAAAAUCUACCUUUGCACCCCUAGAAAAAUGCAAGCCAAUGUUUUUUCAUUCAGUUCCCACCCAGUUCUCCACAACGAUAGAUACUGUGCCUGUUACACGGAGCAACUCCUUGCCGUUUGUGGAGGGCACAAGAAUGGUACAUGACAAAGCAGGUUGCUCAAAGCCACUUUCUCUUACUAAGCAGUCUGUAAAUACAGGCACUGCUAGUUUGCUGCCUAGCAACAAUCUUGCUGCAGAUUCAGUGGAUUUUCCUAAUAGCCAUCCCCGAGCUCUAGUCAGACAAACAGCAGUGGAUGAUUUGCCACUAAGUAAUGUGGUUGAUCAUGCACCUCCAUCAGAGGAGUUGCAAGGGACUAAAAAGCUUGGGGCUGGCGAAGUAAUCAGUGCUAACAAUAAGAAACACAAUCAAAGGAAGUUCAAGAUGUUCUCUCAAGAAAAGUGGCAAAUGUAUGGAGAUGAAACAUUUAAGAAAAUCUACCAAAAAAUGAAAAGCAGUCAAAAUGCCAAGAAAAUUAAACAAAGGGGAAAUAAGAUUACAGAUAUUACAAGCUUCGCUCCUAAUUCAAAGGAAUCAGUCAGCAGUACUGAAAUUACUGAGGAAAGAGAUGGCAGGCGCUCUGUAAGUGACAGUCUUUCCUCCCUUGUGACAACAGGUUUAAACACUGGUAAAUCAGAAACCUGUACUAAUGGUAAUCAUAUUCCACAGAAUGUGUCCUCUGAGGAAACUGCAGACAGUGUAACCUACCUAAUGGAGACAUCACAUUCAGUAAACGCUAGUGCACAUACUGUAAUGACCAAAACUUCCCAAGACCUCAGUGGGAGCGACACAGAUAAAUACACAGCUGGCAACAGCACAUUACUAGCUCCAAGCAGUUGUGAGUCCAGGCUUCAAAAUACUCAGUGUCAGCUGAACACUAACAGAAGGAAUGAUGACUGCUUGCCAGUACAGAGUAGCAAGUGGGAAAAACCAAGCCUUGGGAAAGAAUCUAGUACAUUUGAAUCAGAUUGUAAAAGCACUUCAAACAGUUAUGGAAACCAUAGCAGGAAUAAAGAAACUGGCCAGCAUGCCCUGACACCCCCAUGGGUCCAUUGCAACAACAGCAGAGAAGCCGCAGGGAAAUCCCAGAAUUCACCAUCAGAAAGAAAAAAGCUGAAAUUUGAAGUGGAGAAGACACAAAACAUUAUUUCAAAGUCCUGCCCUAGUCUCAGUAGUGAAAACAAUGCAGUGAAUGAAGCAGAGAAAGUCUGUUGUGCUAGCACUCGAUGUCUUUCCACAGCACCAGUGAAAUUCUCCAGUAAAGCAGAGGAGCAAAAAUUAAGCGCAGGAAUUAAUGAAUGCACUGGAGGUACUGAGAAUGUGGAAUAUAUGAAAACAAUCAAACUCCCCACAAAAGCUCUUAAUUAUAGUGAUGUUAACCUUCUUUCACAUUCAGCAGGUAUCUCAAAAGCUUCAUUUGUGGGAGUUUUAGGGCCUGAAUUAAGGGGAAGUGAUUGCAACUCUUUUGCCUUGCACAACACAACAGAUAAGGAUGUCAAAACAGGUCUUGUGAAAACAGGAGCAAAAGUAGCACUUUUCAGUGACAAUGCUGUUGAUGUGUCCUCUAAAAUUCAUCAUCUGCAAUCUGGUCAUUUAACUCCAGUCCCACAACAAAAUGCCUUUUCUCCAAAAUAUAUCCUUAAAUUGCCGCAAGACAAGAGAGCCUCAGAUUUGUCACUUUUUCUUGGAUCAGAACAGAAGAUUACACCUUGCACAUCUGUGACAGACAACUUAACUAACCCCCCCUGCUCUUCCAACAGCGGAUCACUCAGUUCUCAUUCUAAUGAUGUAUUGUGGUCCCCUUUAAAAUUUGAAGUGAGACAAAAGGCCAGCAAAGGAGAGCUACGGUGGAACGUACAUGCAAACUGGAAAACUCCAGUAUUUUGUUCACCAGUCAAUUCAGAAACAACAAAUACCUUAACCACAGCAGAUAACACCUUUUAUAACAAAAACUUCAGGCAGCAGGAUAUUGUAAGAAAUGCUUGGAAAAACAAACAGAACAAAAAUAAAUUAAAUUAUCAAAGGCAAACAGAAGAGAAGUGGAUGAGCAUAACUGCUUCCUCUACACAGACCCCAAAGAAGAAAAUAUGCUUUACCUCUAUGUACACAAGUGGUUUUUUCAUAUCAGCUGACAUCAAAGAAGAGAGAAAGGUUUUACAUCAUCUUUGCUCAGGAAAUGACUCUCUGACAACGACGUCAGCUUCUAGCAAGGGUGCAGAGCCAACAGUCGUGGGAUGGGACAGAGGUGGAAGUCCAUGCACUCUUAAGGACAUUUCACCAACACUGCAGGAUAUGCAGCAUUCUCAGAGCUCAACAGACAACCCCGCUUAUUUUUGCCAUUCUUUUGGCACAUUUUAUUGCCACACUCUCACCACUCACUGUAGAGAAUUCCCAGUGCUACCCCACAAUAGUCUGUCUUGCUACUCUGGAAGUUUAACAGUAUCAAGCACGAAGAGCCCCUUCCCAUCACUAAAUGCUGAACCUCGACUGACUUGGUGUUGUUUAACAAGAAGCCUUCCUCUGCCUGCUGAGCAGAAGGGGAAUGCAGACUCCGCUUAUUCCUCCAUGCAUACCUGUGACAAGGAAUUUAGCAAUGAAUGCACACUGUCAAAAUACGAUAUUUCCAUUUUCAAAAUGAAAAAUAUUAGCAAGACUGUGGCAUAUGGCUUAACAAACAGGAGUUUAAAAACAUUGGUUUCAUCCUUUUCUAAAGGACAACAGAUGCAGGAGUUAAGCUCAGCAGCUCCUGGUGCUGCUUUCAAAAAUAUUUCAGAGCAAAAGAAGAAAACAGUAGUUUGCAAAAAGGAAAAACUCUCAACAAAUAAACUCAAGAGGAGCCACAAACAGAAAAAGAUUAAAGUCACCCCGAAAUGGUACAGAGGGAAGCAUGUACAUGGAUAUGCUCAGUUGAAAAUUAGCCAACUAAGCAAGCGGCACUGUUUUCCAAAUAGAACACUGGAUACUUUGAAAAAGGGCUAUUCAUCACAACCCUGUAAAUUUAAGAAGUAUAAGAAGUCCUAUUCUGCUCAAUCAAAGGUACAAGAAAAUUACCUACACCAGCAAAAAGACACAUCUUUUUCCACCUCAGACAAGCCACUUUGCAGAAGGAAAAAAGAAGGAAAGAAUAACUCGGGAAUAUCUUCCCAUACUGAAAAUCUAAACCAUGUUAAACAAAAAGACAAAAUGGAUAAAAAAGACAUUUCUGGGAAAAUCAGGGAACACACAAGAACAAACUUGGAAAUAUCUAUGACAGCUCAUUCCUUUUCAUCCACAGUUAAUACAGCCACGCAGCAAGUCAGCAGUGAUGUGGAAAUCUGCUGUUUAGUGACACAACCAUUUGUGCUUCAGCAAUCAGUCCCAGGGGAUUCACAGCCAAACAUUCAGAGUGACUCAAUGGCAUCUUCUUUUUGGUCUUGCCCUUUUGAUUUUACAAAUACAGGCACAGGUGACCAACUUGACAGCAGGAACUCAGAGCCUACUGGUCCUCUUUCCUUACAUCUAGAAGCAAGCCAGGAAAACGUACUAAAUGUAGAGUCAGAGAGUCAAAUAUUUGGUACAUUAGACCCGGUGAUCCAGGCCUCAGGAAGGGAGAAACCUCCAACUGAAGAAAACACAUAUUCAUCUCUAAAAGAAAACUCAACUCCCAGUUCCCAGCCUGGAUGUUCACAUGUAUUCAGAUCAAAAGCAGAGUCUCAUCCUGAGUCAGUCACAAGGGCUAAAUUACCCAGUACAGUAUACAGAGAGCGGGCAAACUUUUCUCAAAAAAUCCUUGACCUUCACGGAAGUGCAGACAAGAAUGGAACCCACCUGCAGUCAAAUAGCUAUGGGAGGCCACGCGAAACAGCUACUACUGCCUUUAAAAAGCCCCCAAUUACUCUCAGGUCCCCUGAGUUCAAGACUUACUCUGCAACACCUUCCAAGAUAUACAAAAAGAGAGGUUUAGAGGUGAUGAGGAAGCAAACCAGAGUUGAAUAUGAUGACACUAGCAGUGAUGAUGAAGAUAGGCUUGUUAUAGAAAUAUAGCAAAUAGGCUGCUAACAAGAUGCUUCUAUGAUGGCCCGUUACAGAAGGGAAUAGCAGGGAUGUUUGAUCUGUAUUUCUGAAGCACCUUAAAAUCAGAAAAGCCAUUCCUCUGUGCAAUAGGCAGCAUUCUCUUCUGAAGAGUCCAUCCUUUCAAGGACUCAAACUUUUUAAAAAAAACUUAUUUGAAGCAAAGAGGGAACUGGCAUCACACAUUUAAAUGCAAGUGGUAAACCUGUGUUUAUGAGGGGUUUCCAGCAUUGUUAACAUUCUUACCAGUCUUAUAUAAUUCCCACAAGUGCUAGCUGCCAGUAGUUGUAUUAUUAAAAGGCUGCAGUAUAUUUAUUUACUACUAACAAUACAAUAGCAGCAGCUUCCUCAAUAUAUGAGCUAAGAUUUCCCGGAAGGGUAUGGAUGUAUCCUCUUCUAUAUACUCCUCUUUUGUAGCCACUGCCAUCUGUACUGGGAGUCAUACAGUUGGCAUUAAGGGGAAGAUCUCUUCCCUAAGUAUCUGUGAUAUUGGAAGAGUCUGGAAAAAUGCUGUUCUUUUUCCAUGUUGCACAAAUGUCAAUGCUUCUUUGUGACAAAUGACACAAGCAUGCUUUGCUUUGUGUUUUGUGCCUUUUAUGCCAAGAUCUACUCAAAUAUUCUUGAUUUCUAUCUGGAGAAUAUGGGUGUUAGCUAUUGAUAUUUCCUUGUGGUAAAAUUUCUGACAAGGAUUUUCUCAUUAUAUUCAUCACAUUGUGCUCCAACUGAUGUAAUCUGGAAUGUUUAAUUUUUAUUGUAAUCUUAAGUUUAACUGCAAUUAUGCUAUUUUAUUGAGAGUAAAGGAGCUAUAUGGCAUAGCUUGUUUUCUGUUUUUAACAAGAAGUUUUGUGCUACAAACCCUAAAAUUUACUGGUUUCUAUGUGAAUAAAUAAUUAGAUAUUUUAA